AUGUCUUCUCCUUCUCCUCCUCCUUCCCGCAACAUCUGCCAUUGCUUGUGCAGAAAACGCGGGAGAGCUCCCAUGGAGGAGGGAACCAGGAAACGCCCAUGGUCCGAUCUCCCGCCGGAGAUCCUCUCCAUGAUCGGCAAUCGGCUCUGCACCCGCAUGGACGUCCUCCGGUUCCGCAGCAUCUGCUCCUCGUUCCGCUCCUCGAUCCCCGCGCCUCGCCCGUGGUUCCCCUUCCGAAUCCCUCGCGUGCAGAGGUCCACCCUCUUCCUCAAAAAGACCACUGUCUACGCCCUCGAGACGCCGGGCGGAGCCGCCACGGGCCCCGGUCGCGCGCGGUGGGUCCUGAAGCUCGAGGAGACGGAGCUCGGGCACAUGCGGAUGCUCAGCGUCUUCUCGCGGUGGCGCAUCCGGCCCUCGCCCCGCAAGUUCCCAAUGACGUUCGAUUUUCUCCAGUACCGAAUCGUGGAACUCUGUAGAGGAUACUUCCUCGAUCGUGGAAUUGGAGGCCUCGGUCAACGGUAUUGGGGAUGGUGGUCUGAUCAAAAUAUAUUUGGGCUGAAUGCAGUGAUGCAUCCGGAUUGCUGUGUAUGGUCUGAUCUAGAUCAGUGCUCGGUUUAUUUCAUUGAUGAAGAAGGGCGAUUAGCUUAUUGGAAGUACGGGGAUGAGAACGGGAGCCUUGUAGAUGAUCCAAAGGGCGGCUUUUAUGAAGACAUUGCAGUCUAUGAAGGCGAAGUCUGCGUUGUGGAUAAGUUGGGGUCGGUUUCGCAGCUCGAUUCAUCCUUCAGACUUCGAAGUAUCUCGGCCGGCCCUUGUGGCUUCAGCGGCGGCGACUAUUGGAAGCACUUGGUGGUGUCGAGUGGUGAUCUUUAUGUGGUGGACAGACACGAGAGAAGCUUCAGGACGCCGGAAUUCAGAGCCUAUAGAUUGGAUCGACAAUGUGGGAGAUGGGAGGAGGUGAGCAGCUUGGGCAAUUCGGCUUUCUUCAUCUGCGACGACUGCUCGUUCGCGGUUGCGGCGCCGGAGUUCGCCGGGUGCAAGGGGGACUGCAUCUACUACAAGGAUAGGCGCUCGUGUUGGACCCCUUCCCCGAUUGAAAACUUCCUUGUGUUCGGCUUGGCGGAACGUACCACUCAAGUCGGCGGGCGACUUCCUGGGGGUCGCUUCUGA
Eucalyptus grandis is the source of this 1167-nucleotide messenger RNA. RefSeq names its product putative F-box protein At5g60060. Gene Ontology annotation, molecular function: protein binding. The transcript has a single exon. The record is from RefSeq and is a predicted model, not a curated record. NCBI's taxonomy places the organism in Eukaryota, Viridiplantae, Streptophyta, Magnoliopsida, Myrtales, Myrtaceae. The coding region runs from base 1 to 1167 and encodes 388 amino acids.